CUACAAAUUUUGUUCUCUGAUCUUUCGUAGUCCAACGUGGGUGCUUCAAGCAUGCAAGGUCCUUCAAAUAGUGUAAUUGUUCCAUGGAUCAAUAGUUGUGAAUUUGAGGCAGUAUACCAUGGGUUAUUUGGUGGUUGUACAUCAGCACAAAAACAAGCCUUAGCAAGAAUCAAUGUCUGGAAAAGCAGAUGUAUUCUGCCUGUUGCUGUAGAAAGUACAGAGGCGCUGAUUAAAGUUUUUAUAAAUGAACAUGAAGGAAAGAAAUCUGGUCAGAAUAUGGAAGAUUCAAUCAGGAAUGCAUACAGUUUAGCCAUUAUUAGGUUUGUGAAUCAUAUAACAGAAAGAAGCCAAGUGAAGCAGUAUAUGCAGGCUGUUCAUAGACUUGCUGGAGAGUUGGGAGUUCCAGAAUGGAUAGUCAAUUUAAGACAUGAUGCUACACAUGGUCGUCUGCCAUCAUUAGAUUUACUGAAGACAGCUGCAGACUGGUGUAUUCAGUGGUUAAAGGAUGAAUAUUGGGAAAAGCAGAUGGCAGGUAUGGCUUUCCAACAAGACCAUCCAUUGAAAGAUAAAGACAGCAAAGUCAAAGAUAAUAUCUCAGAUAUGCUUAGUAGUUUUAAAAUUAAGAAGUCACUUACAUCAAAGAAAAGGGGAAGUAAGACAACACAAAUAUUGAAGAAUGUGGAAGUAGAAUUAUUACGCAAUAGGCAGAAAGCUGUAACAUCAAUGUCAAAAAUUAUUGAAAGUCAAGUUAAAAAAAAUGUUGAUGCAGAAGACAUUUUAUCUUUCUGGAAGCCAGUUCUUAAGAUUUAUCACCAGUGUGGUUUAACAUUGUCCAUGCUGAAGUGUUUACCUGUUACCGAUGGUUUUUGUGGAAUUAUUUCAUCGUUUCUUUACCACCUGGCUGAUACAGGAGGUUUGAACCAAAUAGUGGAGUACUUUGAUUUUGUAUUGAAUAGUCUUGACCAAUACAGUGUACUGUGUCUUCUGCAGAAACUUGAUCUUAAUUACCUGCUACCUGAAAAUAAGGCUGAUCAGCUGACACAAAUAAUGGAUAUCUAUUCAUCACAUGAUAAUUCCAUUCAAAAAGAGGAAAUUUACCAUGUGACAGAUUUGCCAGUAGGUGAAGUAAAAGAAACUAGUUCAGAAUCAUGGAAAUUAUUUACAGACCUUGUAAACUGGAAUGAGUUUCCUAUUGGUUGUAUACCAGGUUGUAAUAUUACAUAUGACAGUUUAAGGUUAGGAGAUACAAUACCUGAUGACAAAGUAGAAGAGGGUUCAGAUCAGAGAACUGUAGAUGCCAUGGAAUACACACAAGACUCCAGUUUUACCAUGUCCACUGUUGAAGAUUCAUUUCCAAAGAACACUUGGACUCAACAAGAGAUGAAUAAAAUUCAAAAUCUCAUACAGAUUUUAUGACACAAAAACUAAUAAAAUUUUUUAAUUCAAA
Messenger RNA from Mytilus californianus (California mussel), 1447 nucleotides. RefSeq lists its product as uncharacterized. NCBI's taxonomy places the organism in Eukaryota, Metazoa, Mollusca, Bivalvia, Mytilida, Mytilidae. Bases 52 to 1416 code for a protein of 454 amino acids. Gene Ontology annotation, cellular component: preribosome, large subunit precursor; Las1 complex. Gene Ontology annotation, molecular function: endonuclease activity. The transcript is spliced from 14 exons. Gene Ontology annotation, biological process: maturation of 5.8S rRNA; maturation of LSU-rRNA. The record is from RefSeq and is a predicted model, not a curated record.